Messenger RNA from Puccinia graminis f. sp. tritici CRL 75-36-700-3, 1047 nucleotides. RefSeq lists its product as uncharacterized. The record is from RefSeq and is a predicted model, not a curated record. Lineage: Eukaryota; Fungi; Basidiomycota; Pucciniomycetes; Pucciniales; Pucciniaceae. The transcript is spliced from 3 exons. Gene Ontology annotation, molecular function: protein binding. The coding region runs from base 1 to 1047 and encodes 348 amino acids.
AUGGGCAACAGUAUCUGCAAGAUUAUUGUCUGUUUUCCUCCUGAAGUUGGCCCCUACCGGAGAUCGCCUCAGUUACUUGAUAAGCUGAAAUUUUGGAUAUAUUAUAAGGCUCAAGCGGGCAUUGCCAACCGACAUCGCGAAGAUGGUAACAAUCAUUAUCACAAGAAAGAAUAUCAAAAUGCAAUUAAUUGUUACACUCGGGCAAUCAAGUGUGAUGCCUCUCAAAAAUACCCCUAUUCAGUUCACCAAUAUAUGGGGCGGUUUCGCCAUCCAGUUUAUUCAGCCUCGUUGGCUAACCGAGCAUCAGCGUACAUGGCCCUGGGCGAAUACCAGCGUUCCUCAGAGGACCUCAGAGAAGCAAUUGAUCGGUUUGAUCCCUCACUGACUGAAUCUAACAGAGCGACUUUGAUCAAAAGAGUCUUCCGUCUUGUGCGUUGCCAUCUGGCUCUACUAGACGGCCUCCGUGGGCUAGAUGCGUUGAGAAAGUUCGACUUCCAGUUUCAUCCUCACGAUCCGGACAUCAGCGAAUACCAAAGAUUGUUGUCACGUACCGAGUUGCUGGUCAACAUCAAGAAAUCAAUUGACAAUUCUCGAUCGACCAACCAAUACUGGCAAACAACCUUGAACCUUAUUCAGUCACUAGAUAAAAAAAUUGAGCCCUGGGGAUUCAAGUUCAACUAUGCUUGUCUUCCUGGCUCGUGGACUUAUUGGAAGGUAGAAGCGCUUGCUCAUCUGGGGAAAACUGUUGAGGCUGAAGAAGUGCUUGACCGAUGUAUCAAGGCUGACACAACCAAUGCUGCUGUGGACCAACGGGUACGGCGGGUACGGGACACGGGCGAGGCCAACAAUACCCGCGGGUAUCGCGGGUAUUAUAUUAGACCUUUGCAAGGGGUGAGCAGCUGCCAGCCGAAGAAGGAUGUGCAACGAAGGCGGCUGCAUGAGUCAGCAGGCGCCCGGCUGCAAUUAUGUUGGAGCAGGCGGCUGGCUGCGUUUAUUUCGGAGCAGGCAGCCGGCUGUGUUUAUUUUGGAGCAGGCAGCCGGGUAUAG